AUGGAGGACAUAUGGUUCAUUAUCUGUUUGAUUAUGAUCAAAAUCAACAAAUAUCAGUAUAUCAUGUUUUAUGGAGGCCAUAUGGUUCAUUCUCUGUUUGAUUUGUCAACUGCAAUUGCAGAAAGUGAGAAGCUUCCUAUUGGCUCCACCUGCAGCUACAUGUAUGGCAUUCUAGCCCCACAAGAUAACAACCUAGUUGCUAUUGGCACAGACGAUUCAACUAUACUCAUCUACAACAUAGAAAAUGGGGUCAUCGGGGAUAAAGGGCCAAUCUUUGCUGCAGUUUUGUUGGGAUGGCUUGGGUCGAAUCCGAAGCAUCUGAGGAGGUAUGGUUCCAUUCUUGAGAAUUUGCAAAGUAGGCCAGAUUUAUUGGAGAAAAUCAAGGGAAUUAUUGUUGAUUCAGGAGGUGACGCUAAUAUAGAUCCCAAGGUCUGGGCUGCUGGAUUUACUGCAGCCCUGCUAAAGAAAUACAAUUCAUCAUCUUAUCCAUCAGUUGUAGCUGUAGGAAGAAAUCAAUUGGAAAGUGGAGUUGAUACCUCAAAGUUGCGAGAAAAGGAGCCCCUGUCCGUUAAAACCUUACUUUUGUCAGCAUUUGAGAAGCUCUUCUCUUAUCUCCUAAACUUGAACGACGUCAAACAGCAGUUGACAAAGAUAAUCUCUGUCCUUUCAAAAAACCGGCCUUCUUGCCCACAUCUUUAUCUGUAUAGUACAGCUAAUAAGGUCAUUCCAUUCUCAUCAGUUGAGUCAUUUGUUGAAGAACAGAAGAGAAGUGGGAAAAAUGUGUGGGCAUUCAACUUUGGUGCAUCACCUCAUGUUGACCAUUAUCGGACUUUUCCCAGUGUAUAUACAUCAGAGCUUGAGAGGUUUUUGAACGAGUGUCUGGUCAUAGUGAAGAAGUUAUAAAAGUUUUCCAAUUUUAGAUGAUUUAGGUUGAAAUGCUGCACAAGUUAUUGUUUGCCCUGUGCAGC
This is a messenger RNA of Coffea arabica (coffee), 968 nucleotides long. The record is from RefSeq and is a predicted model, not a curated record. Lineage: Eukaryota; Viridiplantae; Streptophyta; Magnoliopsida; Gentianales; Rubiaceae.